Odobenus rosmarus divergens (Pacific walrus) is the source of this 384-nucleotide messenger RNA. RefSeq names its product chemokine (C-C motif) ligand 28 (gene CCL28). The transcript is spliced from 3 exons. Gene Ontology annotation, molecular function: chemokine activity. Gene Ontology annotation, biological process: cell chemotaxis; positive regulation of cell-matrix adhesion; immune response. Gene Ontology annotation, cellular component: extracellular region. The coding region runs from base 1 to 384 and encodes 127 amino acids. The record is from RefSeq and is a predicted model, not a curated record. NCBI's taxonomy places the organism in Eukaryota, Metazoa, Chordata, Mammalia, Carnivora, Odobenidae.
AUGCGGCAGACAGGACUCGCUCUCAUGGCCUUGGCUGCCUGUGUGGCCCUUCCCUCCUCGGAAGCCAUACUUCCCAUUGCCUCCAGCUGUUGCACUGAGGUUUCUCAUCAUGUCUCCCAAAGGCUUCUGGAGAGAGUGACUCUGUGCCGCAUCCAGAGAGCUGACGGGGACUGUGACUUGGCUGCUGUCAUCCUUCACGUCAGGCGCAGAAGAAUCUGUAUCAGCCCGCACAGUCAUGUUAUUAAGCAGUGGAUGAAAGAACAAGCAGCCAAGAAAAAUGCUAAGGGCAACUUCUGCCACAAGAAGAAACACGCCGGUCAGAGGAAAAGUAAAGGGGCACAUCAGGGGAAACCAGAAAUCCACAGCCAUAAAAGUUCUUAUUAA